GCAGCAAGCAAUAUUAUGAAAUUCAUGCGUUCGUCUCUUCAGUUUCAUUAAAAAGUACUCCCUACUAUUCUAAUAAUCAACAGUGUCGCGUGGCUCUCACUGAUAAGCGGUGAGCAAAAACAUAAUAGCGAUUGUAAUUAUAAACAACAUAACCGGUAAAGAAGACAUGACAAAUAUUCCACAAUGGAUCAGGGCGGAAUUGUUUGAAAAUUUCGUCAAAGAAGAAUUCCCCGAUUUUCACAAGAUCUCAGCAUUCAAAGUUCAUUCUGCACUCGCACCAGGAGAGAAUUAUGCCUCAAAUAUGUUAAAAGUUCAAUUGGAUAUCGAAAUGAUAGAUGGUUCUGCAGACAAACUUACCUUUAUGUUGAAAGUGCCCAACAAGUACGAGAUAAUGCAAGAACAGUGGGAGGCUUGGGGCCUUUUUGAAAGGGAAUCCCAAAUGUAUAAUCAAAUUGUCCCACAAUUUGAAAAUCUUUAUAAAUUUUAUGGCAAGGAUUUGAAAUUUGGAGCCAAGUUCUAUUGUUUGCCAGUCAGUGACAAGCAUAUUAUGCUGGAAGAUUUGACCAGAAGAGGUUUUAAAUCUCUAAAACGGCAAGACGGCUUAGAUAUGGAACAUUGUAAAAGUGUUCUAAAGAGAAUGGCACAAUGGCAUGCCGCAUCGGCAGCCUGUAUUCAACUUAAAGAUGAACUCACCAAAAUGAGAGGUGUUCUUAAUGUAAGAGCGAAGGAUUUACUACAUCAAAUGUUUGUUGAUGCCAUGAAGGGACUACUAAAGGCCACAAAGCAAUUACCAGGUCACCAAGAAUACUUUGACAAAUUAAAUAAACUAAGUUCGAAUAUACUGGAUAAAGUCUAUCUCAACUGUCAAUGGGAUGAAUCCGAGUUUAAUGUUCUCAAUCAUGGUGAUUGUUGGUCCAACAACAUAAUGUUCCAAUAUGACGGUGAAAGUCGAUUGCAAGCUACCUAUUUUGUUGAUCUACAAGUGCCGCUAUAUGGUUCACCUGCCAUGGAUUUGUACUACUUUAUCUUAUCUUCCAGUAAAUUGGAUUUGAAAAUUGCCCAUUUCGAUGAAAUGAUAAAAUACUAUCAUGAGAAUUUAAUUGAGAAUUUGGUUUUGCUGAAAUAUGAAAAAGACCUUCCUUCGCUCAGGCAUAUCCAUCAAAUGUUAAUAAAAUAUGGUAUAUGGGGUAUCUUUACUGUCAGCACCAUUAUGGCGGCAGCAUUGUGUGAGCCCACCGAGCUGGCCAAUUUGGAUCUACUAAUGGGAGAGUCAGAGGAUUCGGAAAAAUUUAAAGAUCAUAUGUUUCUUAAUGAAAUAUAUUUGAAACAUUUAAAACUUAUUAUACCUUGGUUGAAUUCAAGAGGAGGUUUAGAUUACUAGUAAUAAAUUCAAUUUGAAAAUAUACUAUUCACACCAAAAUCUGUUCUAAACAUAUUCAUUUCUUUUUCAUGAAUCAAAAUUAGGUUUGAACAAGAAACAUGUAGAACCCGCUAAGU
This is a messenger RNA of Stomoxys calcitrans (stable fly), 1497 nucleotides long. RefSeq lists its product as uncharacterized. Lineage: Eukaryota; Metazoa; Arthropoda; Insecta; Diptera; Muscidae. The transcript is spliced from 2 exons. Bases 167 to 1381 code for a protein of 404 amino acids. The record is from RefSeq and is a predicted model, not a curated record.